Knipowitschia caucasica is the source of this 1266-nucleotide messenger RNA. The record is from the annotation of a GenBank genome assembly. Lineage: Eukaryota; Metazoa; Chordata; Actinopteri; Gobiiformes; Gobiidae.
AUGACAGAUAACUGCAGUAGUGCGUCCCACCGCCAGCAGAGGGCGCUGUGUUCUCUUCCUGCUCCUUCUUCCGGGGCUGAGAUCGUAAACAAAGCGGCUCGGUGGAGUAGUGCUCUAUCCAAAGCUCCAGUCCUCUCUGCCCCUCUCUGCCCCUCUCUCCCCGGACAGAGCGUCAUCAUGGCCGCAGAGCUUCACGCACAGAUCGCGUCUAUCGUGGAGGUUCUGGCGAACGCCGCGGUGUCUGAGAUCUGUAAAGCCGUGGAGGACGGCUACACCGCGGUCAACCUGGAGAUGUCCCGUAGUGUCCGGGAGAACGAGUGUCUGCGGAGGAGGGUCCGGCUGCUGGAGCUCCAGGUGUCACGGUACCGAGCAGAGCAGCGGCUGAAGGCGACUGAGGCUCCGGGAACAGGGCGCCUCCUCCCCGGGGGAAGGGCUCUGCAGGCUCACGGCUCCAGUCUCCAGAACCGGACCAGGUUCUUAAACCGGCCUCAGUCCAAGUCUCAGGACCAGGACCAGGACCAGGAGGACCAGGACCAGGACCAGGAGGCCGUCACCACCAAAACAGAGGCUGCAGAGAGAGACGAAGACAGCGACAUCAUCAUCGUCAAAGUGGAGAGCAGGGCUUCGUACCAAGUCGACAAAAACCCUCCAACAUCUACGGCCCAAACAUGUGACACCCAGGCCCAGUCCAGCAGCCAAUCAGAGCUCUCCGCAGGAACCCAGGCCCCGCCCCUGUCCGGCUCCGUCUGCGAGAAAGAACUCAGAUUCUCCCACACUCAGAACGCUUCAUCGAAAGACGCCAUUUUGGGGUUUUGCGACGUCUUAACCGCCGCUAACCAGCCUCAAGCUAACCAGCCUCAAGCUAACCAGCCUCAAGCUAACACACAAUCAAACUCAAACCCGUCCAACCCUCACUGUGAGAACCCGAAAGCCUUUCAGAGGACUUUCCACAAGCCGCUGGGCAUAGACACUCCCAAGACCAAAAGGUUCCUCUGCUCCAAAUGUCCGAGAAGGUUUGAGCACGAGCUGGAGCUGUUUGUGCACCUGAAGAACCACGCCCGGCAGAAGGAGGCGUGUGGCAUCUGCGGGAAAGCCUUCGCCUGCAGGAGUCAGCUGAAGGUGCACCAGAACGUCCACACAGGAGAGAGACCCUUCCAGUGCUCCGUCUGCCACACGCCCUUCUCUCACCCCAGUAACCUGCUGCGGCACCUGAAGAGGAAGCACCAGACUUUGGGAGCGGUGUUGGAGGUGGUGGGAAAGAACUGA